GUCAUCAGGUAGGUCGUUGGUUUUGCCCGUAUUUCUAGCAUUUUCUGAGUUAAUGUAUUAUUUAUUUCACUGAGAGCAUCAGUGUAAGAUUUCGAUCAAAUUGUUAGACAGGUAGCUGAAACUGUGACAUGGUGACCUGCCUCGCAAAUUGCACUUACUGACUCGGGAGUUGGUCCAGUUGGAAACUUCACAUGCAGAAAGUAAUGGAUAAUUAUUCAUUUGUACGACCUGGAAAAUUAAAACUGAAAGGUGAAAAGAAAAAGAAGCGUCAUAAAAGACAGCAUGAUUCAGAGCCUAAAGUGAAAAAAUCAGAACUCAUACUUGAUGCAGAAGCCCAUGGUGGUUGGUGGUCUGUUAAGGAGUUCGAUGAAAUUAAGGACUCAAUCGCAAUACAGGUGAAUGUUGCAUCUAGUGCACAGUCAUUCAAUGAGUCUGAACAGAAUUUAAGUAACAAGGAGUUUCCGGAUGCUUGUUACUUGUCAGCUACUGACGAGGGCCUACUUGUUAUUGGCCCACCAAGGAAAUAUGGCGAACCACCGGCUCCGGAAGAAAUUUUUACUGCCAUGAAAGUUUCAGAAACCAAAGUUGCUUUUAAAUCUGGUUAUGGCAAAUACCUUGGCGUCUCUACGAAAUCCGAUGCUCUUCUGACGGCUACAGCAGAUGCCGUUGGUAUUUUUGAACAAUUCGAACCAGUUUUCCAAGAUGGUCGUAGUGCAUUGUUGGGUGCAAACAAUUGUUUCCUUUCUCCAGAUCCUGAUACAGACGAUGUAGUAUUCAAAAGUCAACAAGCUAAGACGAAUGAAAUGGUUACUUUCCGUUCAAACAAACCACUUACACAUGAUCCUCUAUUGGACAUUCCAGAAGAAGAACGCGAGGGUUUGAAAAAAGCUGAGGUUAAUUAUGUCCGUAAAUAUCAGAGCUGGCAAGAUCAAAAGCUUCGUUUGAGCAAAGAAGAGUUCGCUGAUGUAAAACGCGCCCGUCAUUCUGGUAAUCUUUACGAAUGUCUCCUGGACCGACGUGAGAAAAUGAAGUCGGAUCGAUACUGUAAAUAGAUACACUUCAAAUUUGUCUUCAGGAUGUCUUUUUUAAUAUUUUCUAUUAUCAAUAAAAUAAUUAUUCUGUUUCACUUCAGAUUUUCUCCUCUUCUAUCUUGAUUAUUUUAUUUUUGAAUUAAACAGGUAAAAGAUUCCCAUUUUUGAAGUGUGCUUCACUGUGAAACCCGUUAGUUAAAUUGGACUGUAGUUUCCUACAGCACAACACAAAAGCUUUUCAAGACAGUAAAGCGUGUCAGGUUAUCUGGACGAACGCAAACC
Molecule: messenger RNA, 1313 nt
Organism: Trichobilharzia szidati
Lineage: Eukaryota; Metazoa; Platyhelminthes; Trematoda; Strigeidida; Schistosomatidae
Source: the annotation of a GenBank genome assembly